GCGGAAAUAGAAAGCCUUCUUUUCUCUAUUUAAGCGCGCCAACAAAGACCAUCCCAGGCCAGGGCACCCAUCUGCUGCACUACUCCACUGACAGCACACUGGAAACGUCGUCAUUACUGUUCUUCUGAAAAGAAACAAAACAAAACAUAAAAAAAUGCCAGAGGAAACCGCCGCCGCGUCGAGCUCUGGGAGCGCUGAGGAGGAGAAGCCGUGCUCAUCAGGAGCAGCUGCAGCAGCAGCAGCAGACAGCUCAGCUGAUGUGAUGGAGGAGGCAAAGAAACUGAUCGGCACGGGGAACAGGCAUCUGGUCAUGGGGGACGUUGUUUCUGCUGUCAGUGUCUUCCAGGACGCCUGUGGCAUGCUGGCUGCAAAGUACGGCGACACUGCUGAUGAGUGUGGCGAGGCCUUUUUCUUAUGUGGGAAAUCCCUGCUGGAGCUUGCCAGGAUGGAGAACAGCGUCCUUGGCAAUGCCCUGGACGGAGUCCCGGAAGAAUCGGAGGAAGAGGAGCAGCCCAGCAACUCAAAUAUUGAAAGUGCCAACAACCUUGACGAAAAAACUAGAGAUGAGCUACGAAAGCAGGUGUAUGAUGCAAUGGCGGAGGAGGAAAAGGCCGAGGAUGCUGACGGCGGCACAGGGGUGAAAAAAGAAAACGGCGAGGCGACGUCUCCAGUCAAACAAAGCGCGAACGGUUCGGAGGAACCGCCAAGUUCUGCUGUAAAUGGGGAAGAAAGGAGUUCAGUCCAGGAAGCCAAAGCGAAUGGAGCCGAGAAGAGUGGUCCUGCAAACGGUGUCGGGGAAGGAUCCCCCAGAAAAGAAACGAAGAUGGAAAAGAAGGCUGAGGGUUCAGAGGAAAAGAACGGAGAGGUGGCUGAGGCAAAGGCAGAAAACGGGAAAGAGGAAUCUAAACCAGAGGCUGAACAAGAUAAAGCGGAACCAGAGGAUGAUGAGGACGACGAUGAUGAUGAUGACGACGAUGAUGAGGACGGUGAAACAAAUGGGAAAGAUAAGGAAGAAGAGGAAGUUGGAAAUUUGCAGUUGGCAUGGGAAAUGCUGGAGGUGGCCAAAGUCAUCUACAAAAGAAAGGAAAACAAAGACGACCAGCUGAUGGCAGCACAGGCAUAUCUGAAACUCGGAGAAGUCAGCGCUGAAUCGGGUAACUAUCCCCAGGCCUUGGACGACUUCCAGGAGUGCCUCGCCCUGCAGCUGAAGCACCUGCCUCCCCACAGUCGUCUGCUGGCUGAGACCCACUACCACGUUGCCACUACGCUUUGCUACAUGGAUCAGUACAGCCAGGCCAUCCAGCAUUACAACAGCUCCAUAAAAGUCAUCGAGACCCGACUGGCCAUGCUCCAGGAGGUGAUCAGUGCAGCAGAUGGGGCAGCAGAAGAGAACAAUGAGAUGGAAGAGCUGAAGCUGCUUCUGCCCGACAUCAGGGAAAAAGUGGAAGAUGCCAAGGAAAGCCAGAGAGUAGCCAGCGUCGCCUCCCAGGCCAUUCAGCAGACACUAGGCGGCGCCUCAACUUCAUCAGCAUUCCCGUGUGAAAAUGGCGGCCCCUCAUCAUCGUCAUCGUCCUCCUCCUCGGCGUUUGCGACAAGCAGUCAGAGUCCCGUAAAAACAUUCGACAGCGAUUCGUCUUCCAAAACAGUCUCGAACAUUUCUCACCUCGUCAGGAAAAAGAGGAAACCAGAGGAGGAGAGCCCAGUAACGGACACUGGCGCUAAACAAGCGAAACAGGAAACCUCAGUUAAUGGCAGCGGUGACUCUAGUGCCAGCAACGGCAAUGGAGUCCAGGAGGGAAAAUCACAGGAGCCUGCCUCUCAGUCGGCCUCGGUCGAGUCCUCGGCGUGACGGUCUUUGUCUCUUUCCUGAUCUCUGAAACCAGCACCGCAUGCCAGUCCAACUCCUCAACACUUUUGUUUCUGUAAAUAAGAUCCAUUUUCAUAGAUUUUGUCUGUCAAGUUUUGUAUACUUGUAGUAAAAAAAAAACAAAAAAAAUAUAAUAAAGAAUUUGCAGAUGUAAAAA
Mugil cephalus (flathead mullet) is the source of this 2024-nucleotide messenger RNA. RefSeq names its product nuclear autoantigenic sperm protein (histone-binding). The coding region runs from base 155 to 1849 and encodes 564 amino acids. Gene Ontology annotation, cellular component: nucleoplasm. The transcript is spliced from 15 exons. The record is from RefSeq and is a predicted model, not a curated record. Gene Ontology annotation, molecular function: histone binding. Gene Ontology annotation, biological process: DNA replication-dependent chromatin assembly; CENP-A containing chromatin assembly. NCBI's taxonomy places the organism in Eukaryota, Metazoa, Chordata, Actinopteri, Mugiliformes, Mugilidae.